AAUAUGAAAUAAUAAACAGUAAUAGUACUGAUGUUGAUGGAUGAACUUUUUGAAUAUUUAUUUUUCCCCGCCAAUUGUAUACUAGUAUAAGUAGGGCCCUAUAAAGAUCUCUACAGUGCCUUAGUAUAAGGUCUAUAUAGUUAAUAUCUAAUUGACAAGAUGCCCCGUAAUCGUGUGAAAGCCACAAAUAGAGGUACUACAUCAGAGAGCACAAUGCAAAAAGCAGCAUUACUAUGUUUGGAUGAGCAUAUGUCUGAACGAUCUGUAGCUAAGCAAUUUAAUAUUUGUCAUGUGAGUUUAAACAGGUACAUAAAAAAAUUUAAACUCCACAGGGAAACAGGUGGUUGUCUACCGGCAAUCGGUUACCGAUCGCAUAAUAAAAUAUUUGAUGACUUUCAAGAAAAACAAUUUGCAGAAUACGUAAAAAUUUCUGCUGAUAUGUAUUUUGGUUUAAAUUUGAAAAAUAUUCGAAAACUUGCUUAUGAAUUUGCAGUCAAACUUGAUUUAACAAUAACAAAAAAUUGGAAACAUAAUAAUGAAGCAGGUCCUGAUUGGAUUAGAGACUUUUUAAAUAGAAAUCCAUCACUAUCCAAUUGUCUCCCAAAAACAAACAAUAUAUCCAGGACAGUUAAUUUCAAACCAGCAAAUGUGAAACAUUUUAUGGAUAAAUAUGAAUCAAUUUUAUUAAAGUACAAAUUGCAAGCGCAUGAUAUUUACAAUUUAGAUGAAAUGAGGGUUACAUUUGUCCAAAGGACAAAAAAAAUAGUUGCAUCACAAGGUAACAAACAUAUUAGAGUGCGUGGUAAAGAUAUAGUUACCAUGUGUUUAGCUAUAAAUGCUACAGGUAAUCUUAUUCCUCCCAUGUAUAUAUUUUCUAAAGCUGCUAAUAAUUUUAACUUUAUACAAGGAGUCGAUUUUUUGAAGGUUUUGAAACAAUUUGCCAAUUAUGUCACACCUUCAGUUGACAAAAAAGUUCUUAUUCUACUAGACAGCCAUGAAUCUCAUUUAUAUUUACCAGUGAUUGAUUUUUGCAAGGAAUCUGGAAUUUUACUAUUAUCAUUUCCACCUCACUAUUCUCAUAAACUCCAGCCAUUGAACAGGUCUAUAUAUAAACCAUUUAAACAAUUUUUGAAUCAAUAUAUGUCAGACUGGGUAGAAAAUAAUCCAGGAAAAAAAUUAGGAUCAUACAUUGUGCCUUCAGUGUCAACUAGUGCAUUAAUUAAUGCUGCUACACCUAGAAAUAUUAUUGACGGAUUUUCUAUGUCAGGAAUUUGGCCUUUAAACCGAGAAGCAUUUACUAAGGAUACAUCAUUUACACCAGCAGUUACAGCAGAUAUCAACAAUAUGGUAAUAGAUAAUGUUGACGAAGCACCAAUAAAUUAUGUAACUAAAGAGACAGAAUAUAAUGUCAGUGAAGAACCAAUAAAUUAUAUAAUUACAGAAUCAAAAAAUAACAACAUUGAAGAACCAAUAAAUUAUGUAACUAAAGAGACAAAAUAUAAUAUCAGUGAAGAACCAAUAAAUUAUAUAAUUACAGAAUCAAAAAAUAACAACAUUGAAGAACCAAUAAAUUAUGUAACUAAAGAGACAAAUUAUAAUAUCAGUGAAGAACCAAUAAAUUAUAUAAUUACAGAAUCAAAAAAUAACAACAUUGAAGAACCAAUAAAUUAUGUAACUAAAGAGACAAAAAAUACUAUCAUUGAAGAACCAAUAAAUUAUGUAAUUAAAGAAAUAAAAAACAAUAUUAUUAAAGAACCAAAGAAUCAUAUUUUCAUUACUCCUCAUAUUUUAAGACCAGCAAGAAAUUCAACUCAUCCAUCUACUCCCACUAAUGACCUACAACCAUCAACUUCAAUUAUAUCACCAGAAUAUAUUAAACCAUAUCUAAAACCAGUAUUACAAGAUAAAAAAAUGAUAAAUAAAGAGAAGACUACUAUAUUUACUUAUACACCAGAAAAAUUAGAAAUCGAAAAUGUAACAAAAAAUAAUGCUAAAAGAAACAUAGUUUUUAAAACUAAGAAGAAUAAAAAACUUAAAAGUUAAGAAACCAGAUAAAAUAAAAAACAAGAAUAAGUGAUAUAUACUCAAUAAAUUGUUAUAUAAAUACUAGAAACAAGUCUUUUAAAACCA
Molecule: messenger RNA, 2130 nt
Organism: Rhopalosiphum padi (bird cherry-oat aphid)
Lineage: Eukaryota; Metazoa; Arthropoda; Insecta; Hemiptera; Aphididae
Exons: 2
Coding region: 160-2043 (627 amino acids)
Cellular component (GO): nucleus
Molecular function (GO): DNA binding
Source: RefSeq, a predicted model, not a curated record